UCCUGGCGGAUUCGUUUCGUUACUUUUUUCUAGAUAAAGCCAACAAAACGAGGCAGAUAACAAUGUCGUUGACUGCUUCGUCUGAUUAUUUCGCUGCCGAGUGUCUGGUAUCGAUAUCCAGCGGUCCUGUCUUGCACAGACCCACCCCGGUCGCCCCCGCCAGCCAGCCGACCACCGUGGGCCUGCUCCCCGGGGAGCCCGACGUUUCGAACGAGGACAGGGAAGUGCGGGAGACUCUGAGGCUGGAGGGGGCCAACAUGAUGGCGGUGGCCGGGAUCCUCACCGACCUGCACGUCAAGUUCCGCCCCAUGUCGGCCUACUCUGAGAGCAGCAACUCCUCGUGUGGAGGGGAGAGCGGCUACACCACGUUGUCGGACCCGACCACCCCUACCAUGACCCCCUCCGCCACCCCGGUGCCCGGACAGCAGCUGAGGGGGGGAGUAGGCGUGGGGGCCCCGCGGUCCCCAGUGAAGCGACACCAGUGCACUUUUGAAGGAUGCGACAGAGUUUACGGUAAAUCCUCCCACCUGAAGGCACACAUCCGGACACACACAGGUGAGCGGCCCUUCCCCUGCACCUGGCCCGACUGCGAGAAGAAGUUUGCCCGCUCUGACGAGCUCGCCCGCCACACCCGCACCCACACCGGGGAGAAGCGCUUCCUGUGCCCCCUCUGCGAUAAGCGCUUCAUGCGCAGCGACCACCUGAUCAAGCACGCCCGCCGCCACCCUUACUUCCAGCCCUCCAUGUUGGGACGCAACAAGGGCGCAUCCCCCUCUCCCAACCCGGCCGCGUACCAUUAGGGUGGUUUGGGUUGUGGGGGGGCGUUCUACAGGAGCACAGAAGGUCGGGCGGUUUCAAGUUAACCAGCUACAAUCAGUCCACUGGUUAGGGUUAAGCAUUUUUGUGUUGUACUCAAAAACAUACACACAUACACAGAACUUGAAAGUGAGGGGGAGCAGCUUCAUCCCUCUGUCUACAAACGAGUCAUGUGACCACUAUCCCCUAAUGUAACUAGGGUUGGGUACAGAGAAACGCUCAAAAUCUUUAAGAAAUGGGUUUUUGUAAGAAAUGUGCUUUUUGAUUCCACUUAUCGUCUCCUGAAAGUUUGUUUACAUUUUGGGCUAGCUUUCAAAACGGCUUCACUAAAGACAGUCACGAUGCAAUGACCUCUAAUCUCUGCAUGAACAUAAAACAACAUGCAAGGGAACAUGCUUUUUCAUGGCAUGUAUCGUGAAAUUGAAUGACAUAUUUUUAGCGUUAAAAGACCAGAUGGGGAUGUUUUGGGCUAUUCUACUCAAAAGUAUUACAGGGCAGAUCAAAGAACUUCAUCACAUUGAUGCAAAACAUCUUUAAAAAAAAGAAGCCAUAAUGCAGUCCUGCUCACAUUGCCUAGUAUAAUUAAUUAGGCUUUAAUUUCUCAGAAAGCUAAUUAAAAAAACAUUUAAAAUGGCACCGCUUUUCUGCUUUUUAACCAAAAACCAUCACUAAAUAAUUUGUCCUUCAUAACAUGUUUAAGGCAGAGAUUAUGAAAAGAAACAUAUUGUUUGUUUCUUUUCCUAACUCAGGAUUCGAUGAGAACGGGAACAUUAAGCAGAUUUAAAAUCGAGAAAAUAAACCCAACCCUAUCAAUAACACGUACACAAAUGCAGGGAUUUUUCACAUUUUCUCAAAAAAAUCUGCCAAAACUCCUGUUUUACUUGUGGUUAAUUUCUAGAUUGUUGUUGUGCUUUCAGUACCAUUUAUUUACCAUGAGUAGCACAAGAUUGUGAUGUUAGGUAGCGAGGCAUUGACUAAACGCUUUUUAUUUUUAGCUUAGCUGAUUCCAUAUAAAAGUGUUAGUGGUGACACAUUCCUUAAUUUUUCUUGCAUCGGUAACCGUCAUUGAGGCCAUUCUGUAAUGCCUUCUUUAUAUCCAAUUUAACUAUAGAUCAAAUAUUGAUUUUUCCCAGAUCGUGGAUUAAACUUCACUAGAGGAGCGGUUUGCACACCAUCCUUGACUCUAGAUCAGUUAUCACAAAUGAAAUGCUGACACGUAAUACACUGUAGUAUUAUGUCCUAUACUGAUGCAAAUGUCUAUAAGCUUUAAGCUUUUAAUGUAGAUAAAUGGUAAUGCUACUAGCAGCAGAAUUAAUACAUGUGAAGAAUUGUAGUCCUUAUAUUAGGGGUAACGGUAUACUCUUGAUAGGAUGGCAUUGCCUGUGAGUGUUGGUGUGUAUGUGUUUUUUAUUUACAUUUUUGUUAGCGGCAGAACUAAGAAAAAGUGUGUAUGCAUCGAUAUCAGAAUGACAUAAAAGUGUCAGGGGUGUGGAGCCAGAACACAUUCAGGUUCAGGUGUGCCAGGUCACAACUAUUGAGUGGUGCAGAGAUGUAUUUUUGUAGGCCAACCCGGAAGUGAAAAAGCAAUGGGAUUUUCCUAUUGGUUUUCAAAAUAUUGCAGAAAAUGAGAUCUCUGGCCAACACAUGUUUAUGAUACUUACACAUUUGGUUCAGCAGGAUUAUAUCCACAUAUUACACGUAAAUGUAAUCGCCAGAAGUAAAAAGCUAACGUUAAGCCAAUACAUGACAAUGCAUCACCGCUGCUAAGCUAGGGCGGCUAAUGUUCAGCGUGAUGACAUUGAGUAGUCUCAUUAAGCCACUUGUUAGCAACUGCUGUUUACAUGACACAAAAAAGCUUUGGACAUUCACCAGUGGGGUAUUUACUGACAUAUUUUAAGUUUGUGAUAACCAUAGAAUUUAUUUCAGGCAUCUAACUAAAAACAGCUUCAAAAAAACAUUGGCUUCGAGACGAGAGAAGACCAAUUGGUAAUAUGCUAAUUCAUUUCCGGGAGUUGGACUCACUCCAGCACCACACUAUACCAUUUGGCCUUUAUUGAUUUACACUCAUUUUGACUUGUCAAAACAAAUAAAAGCACAGGUGCAACCAAUAUAAUCAAGAAUGGCAGUCGGGGUGACCUCUGCCAAGGCCAAUGGUGCAUUCACAUGCUUCUUGGGGGUACCAUUAGUUGAGUCUGACACUUUUCUUGUUGAAUUCGUUGUGUUAAGCUUUACGGUGUACGGUGGAAACGAGCGUUUCUCAAUCUCAAAUUGUUAAUGAUUCUAAAACAUAACUUUUGGAUCAGCCCCCAAAACAUGUAAUGGGUUUUUGGCCUAUUCUAGCUACACCCUUCCACCACGUUCAAUGAAACUCGCCUACUAGUUUGUCCUUAUUCCCGCUGACAGAAAAACUGAUUUGAAAACCUUCUUGGUAGAAGUAGCUCAGUAUAAGCAAAUGGUGGCUCUAUUCCAUAUUGGUGUGUCUUUGAACCAGCCAACCUCUGUUAACGGGAUGCAGCCAUUCCACAAUGUUAUUCGUUACACCUGUUUUUCACAAGUCAAAAUGUCCACUGUGAUAAAAAAAAAAAAUAAAAAAAAUGUUCAGUGAAUUUAAGUGAACCAGCACCUAAAUAUUCCUAUAUGCCAAAAAAGGAAGUCAACAAUCCUUGUGUUUCAGGAAUAAUAACAUUCAUGAGCAAGCCAUCAAAUAAUCAAAUCUAUCAGAGUACACACAAUAUCCAGGUCUGAGUAAAGAGGGUGAAGCUUUUCUUUUUGUUUUCACACUGUCUGUCCAGCUCAUGGACAUAUUCCUUUUGAUCUCAGUGAACAACACUUAAAGCCUUAAACUAUGUCAUAACUACUUUGCACCAUGUUUACAGUCGAAUCAUUGUACAGGUAUAUGUAUGCCCUCAUCACAGAUACUCGUUAUGCAAUAUGGCACUUUUUUCUUACAGGUGUAUUUGGGCUGAAUUGUGUCAUGGCUUGCACUGUUGCUAUGCUUCUACAAGCAAGCACUGUGGGACCAUGCUCAUGUGUUGAUAACCAAUGGUUUGUAAAACUGCCUUUUUGUCCAGGUCUUUAGAAAAAAAACGUGAUGCAAGAAGUGGUUUCUAUUUAGUUUUUCGUUCUUUUGUAAUGUUUGCUUUAGUCAUCGUGGCCAUCUCUUGUUGUGGAUUUUUUUUUUUUCUAUAUCUCACACCCUUCAUUUGUGCUUCCUGAUCUGUCUUCCGCGUUCACACGUCAAACCAUCUCACUGUUGAUCUCAUGGGAACAUUUCGUACACAUUCCUCCUCCAGAGGUUUGAUCUGUUGAUAGUUUUUGGUUGCUGCUGGCAGUAACCACGAACAUACGGACUGUUUUAACAAAGGAACACACCAUAUACUCGUUUUUUAAAGCCUUCAAAAUGGAAAUAUGAGCUUCCAUCACCCCUCACAGAUGGGAGCGUCUUCUCACAAAGCUAUAUACCACAUACAUACCUCACAGAUACUCUUUUUCUUUACAAAAUCCAUCCAUCCUGUCUUUCAGAAAUUCCUUUUAAAGCCUUGGAUUUCAGAAGUUUAAUCAGCUAGAUGGUCUGCUAUGUACCCUAUGUCCUUACCUAUGGUGGCCAACAGUUCCUAAAACGAUGCAAACUUAAAAACACAAAAGUGCCAAAACACAUGCAAAUGAAGAAACCCCUUCAAAAACUUGACAGCACGUGCAGCAUUUAGAAAAUAUUUACUAAAAGUGCUUGAAACAAAAUGCUGCAAGAAGUUAAAACAUAACAGAAAUGGGAACACUAAAUAGUGAUGCACACAGGUGGGACCACAGCUCUUGUUGUCGGUCACGCAUUAUGCAGUUGGCCAAAAGUCACUGGAAACGUACCUUUUUAAAUUCAAGUUUUAUUGGCCUAUUUUAACAAUGUGAUCACAUGAUUCCUUCCGAUAUGAUUGCAGAUCCGCUGCAAGCUAGCUAGCAUGCUUACAAAAUAUUUUCAAAUUUGACUAACUCAGCGAGUGUGACGGUUGGCAACUUGAAAUAUCGCCGAACGUCAUCAAGCACUUUUUUGUGUCCCUGCUUUCUUUGUGUUUUGAGCUUCUUGCAGCAAGUGAACCCUGCCCAUGUUUUAUGUAGGAGAAGAUGUUUUUCUUCCUUUGCAUAUGUUUUGGCAUAUUAGUGUUAUAUUUGAAAAUGAGGCACGUUUAUCCUAAUGCAGCAUUUGCACCUGUUGGCCACCGUACUUAUGUCUUUAUAUGCAACAUCACUACUACCUGUGCAGCAGAAUUUCCUUUUUCCUGCCUCAAUUUCUGUUGUUAAUGGACAGUAGCAAAAAUGAAUCUCUGGGAUAAAUCCAGCCCCUGGUUGUCUAGGGAAAAAACUCUUAAAGGGGUGUUUAGUAAGUAAAGAAAGAUACAUGUUGACUUCAAUGCAGAAUUUAAUUAAAAGAGCGCGGUCCAAAUCUAUAUGUUCAUAUCGCUGAAUGUGGCUUGAUGACAGAUGAACGUUUGAGUUGAAUUUUUGCGUAUAACGACAAAUUCCUCGUCACCACACUAAUUCAGAUAUGCACAUUGUACAGAAAUGGAUGUUUUUUUAAAUUGAUGCCUAAUUUUUACAUAAAUGUAAUUUUUUAAUAAUCCUCUUAUCAAAGCUUUAGUUAAGGGGGAACUGUGGAACUAAAUAAUUGCUGAAACAAGCUGUUUUGAUAUUUAUAUUCUCAGGUGUCUUCAAUUUUGAGCAUUGGACCUUCAAUAUUUCCUGUGCAACACCUAAGUACAAGCAUGUUUUUUUUCUUUUGUUAUGCUGAUUAAUUUAUUCCAAAAAAAAGAAAAUGUAUAAUUUGUGUGAUUUAAUUAUUCUUUUCAUAACACAUUUUGUGAUAUGGAACAAAACUAAUAUUAAGUGGUUCCAUUGUUUGCUUGACAUGAAAAUACCAGUGCUUUUUUAAGAAUUAAAAUCCUUAAGUUGAA
Molecule: messenger RNA, 5759 nt
Organism: Gymnodraco acuticeps
Lineage: Eukaryota; Metazoa; Chordata; Actinopteri; Perciformes; Bathydraconidae
Exons: 2
Coding region: 63-800 (245 amino acids)
Biological process (GO): regulation of transcription by RNA polymerase II
Molecular function (GO): DNA-binding transcription factor activity, RNA polymerase II-specific; RNA polymerase II cis-regulatory region sequence-specific DNA binding
Source: RefSeq, a predicted model, not a curated record